AUGGGGUUCAUUGGAGAUUGUAUGAAGAGAUCAAUAGAUCCCAACCAACCAGCUCAAAUUGCAGAAUCUUCGAACGAAAAGCAUAGCAAAGAUGAAAAGCAUGUUUACCCAAUAUUCACGCCAAGAGAUUGGUCUCUUAUGAAAGUGAAUAGGAUGGAUCGAUUGCUUCAUGCUUGCAAGCUCAUUCGCUUUGGCUUUAGUGUCCUGAAAGCUGCCACAAAAAAAUUCAGCAGUAAGAAUUUAAUUGGCCAGGGCGGUUUUGGUGACGUUUACAUAGGAUAUAUCAGUUAUUGCAGCAUGAGUGCUGCAAAACCAGGUGCUGGAAAUGCCGUCGCAGUCAAGAGGUUAAGAAAGACAGGAGCACAAGGCCACAAUGAAUGGCUGAAUGAAUUGAAAUUCUUGAGCAGAUUAGAUCAUCCAAAUAUAGUGAAGCUCAUAGGGUACUGCUUGGAAGGUGAAAAUAGAAUCUUGGUUUACGAGUACGUGACUGGAGGAAGCUUGGAGGCCCGUCUCUUUAAAGAGAAUGAUGCAGAGCUUAAUUGGAGCAGAAGAAUCAAAAUAGCUGUUGGGGCAGCCAGAGGUUUAGCUUAUCUUCACACUCACGGGAGGUCGAUCAUUCAUCGGGACGUCAAAUCCUCCAAUGUCCUGCUGGAAGACGACUUCAAUCCCAAGCUUUCAGACUUUGGACUUGCUAGAUAUGGACCCCAAGAUGACCAGUCCCACAUCUCCUCAAGGGUACUCGGCACCAGAGGCUAUUUUGCUCCUGAAUACUUUGCAAAAGGGCAUUUGACACUAAAAACUGAUAUAUACAGCUUCGGAGUGGUACUCCUAGAAAUAUUUUCUGGAUGCGGUGCAAUCGAGAACCAUUCAGAUGGGAUGGUGGGGGAUCUUGUGGAGUGGGCAAAGCCUUACCUUAGCAACAAGCAGUGUAUUAUUGACAAGAGACUCGGAAAUAACUUCCCGAGAGAAGGAGCUCAAAAAUUUGUCAAGAUCAUCCUACGAUGCCUUAAUUCUGAUCCUAAAGGACGACCAACAAUGAGUGAAGUUGUGGCUGACUUAGAGCGACUGGUGCAAUAUACAGGAAGCUGCAAUCAAAACAAACUCAGAACUUCUAUAUCCCCUGCCAAGAACUUUGGUAAAAGAAAAGGAUGCUUUUUCUCAUAAGCAUGACCCUAGGCGUUAGUUCAAGUGUAAAAGUUGUAGUUUGUGGUUGGACAGGAAAUGACUGGCCACCAGAAGGGGAAAAAGGGUAACCAAAUUGUAUCUAAUCUACCUGUGGUUAAAUAAUUGCAGAUGGAUAUAAACCUUACGUGCUCUGUACAUCCGGUGACCAAUAAGUAGGUGGUUGCCUUAGUAUGAAUUUCACGCAUGCAAGCAAAAAAAUUGUAACCUAAAA
Molecule: messenger RNA, 1396 nt
Organism: Juglans microcarpa x Juglans regia
Lineage: Eukaryota; Viridiplantae; Streptophyta; Magnoliopsida; Fagales; Juglandaceae
Product: probable serine/threonine-protein kinase PBL18
Exons: 6
Coding region: 1-1164 (387 amino acids)
Biological process (GO): protein phosphorylation
Molecular function (GO): ATP binding; protein kinase activity
Source: RefSeq, a predicted model, not a curated record